This is a messenger RNA of Apodemus sylvaticus (European woodmouse), 7075 nucleotides long. It is a transcript of the gene Zdhhc21, whose product is annotated as zinc finger DHHC-type palmitoyltransferase 21. The transcript has 9 exons. Bases 368 to 1165 code for a protein of 265 amino acids. Gene Ontology annotation, molecular function: protein-cysteine S-palmitoyltransferase activity. Gene Ontology annotation, cellular component: Golgi apparatus; endoplasmic reticulum. Gene Ontology annotation, biological process: peptidyl-L-cysteine S-palmitoylation; protein targeting to membrane. The record is from RefSeq and is a predicted model, not a curated record. Lineage: Eukaryota; Metazoa; Chordata; Mammalia; Rodentia; Muridae.
GGCGCGAAGCGGAGACUGCGACGGCGACGGCGGCCGUGCCUCCGCGCGGGCGCGCGGGCAUGCCGACACCCACUCGGCCGGUCCCGGCGCCUCGGCUCCCGGAAGCGGAAGGGGAGCGCGGCCCGGCCUGGGCGGCGGAGGCGCGGAGCCGAGUGGAGAGCGGCGGAGCGGGCGGCGGUACUCACAGAGAACUGGUAUUGAAGGGAGGCCCAUAUGAUGGAAUAUGACAUGUAAAGAAAUAAAUAAAAGAAUGACUCAAGAAGAUAGCACUUCUAAAUGCAAGUGCCAGAAAAGUCACAGCUCAUCUCAGUGAAUUUGCAAGUGGAUUAUCUUCCUGUGGGCUGGCAGGCAGUCAUAGCACUGCAGGAUGGGCCUUCGGAUCCACUUUGUUGUUGACCCACACGGUUGGUGCUGCGUGGGUGUGAUUGUCUUUGUCUGGUUAUACAAUAUCGUUAUAAUUCCCAAGAUUGUCCUCUUCCCUCACUAUGAAGAAGGACACAUUCCUGGCAUUUUAAUAAUAAUAUUCUAUGGCAUUUCCAUAUGUUGUCUGGUUGCCUUGGUGAGGGCCUCCUUAACUGAUCCUGGAAGACUCCCUGAGAAUCCCAAGAUCCCACAUGCAGAGCGGGAGCUGUGGGAGCUGUGCAACAAGUGUAACUUGAUGAGGCCGAAGCGCUCCCACCACUGCAGCCGCUGUGGCCACUGCGUCAGGAGGAUGGACCACCACUGUCCUUGGAUAAACAAUUGUGUGGGUGAAGACAACCAUUGGCUCUUUCUGCAGUUGUGUUUCUACACUGAGCUGCUUACUUGCUACGCACUGAUGUUUUCUUUCUGCCAUUAUUAUUAUUUUCUUCCACUAAAACAGCGUAAUUUGGACCUCUUUGUUGUUCGACAUGAGCUGGCUAUCAUGAGACUAGCUGCCUUCAUGGGCAUUACUAUGUUAGUUGGAAUAACUGGACUCUUCUAUACACAACUGAUUGGCAUCAUCACAGAUACAACAUCUAUUGAAAAAAUGUCAAACUGUUGUGAAGAAAUAUCGCGGCCCCGAAAGCCAUGGCAGCAGACCUUCUCAGAAGUUUUUGGCACUCGUUGGAAGAUCCUGUGGUUCAUUCCUUUCAGGCAGAGGCAACCACUGCGAGUUCCCUACCACUUUGCCAAUCACGUCUAAACAGAUGGAUGGUGGGCACAGAUGGGUCCUCCAUGCUGGAAAUGCGUUACAGGUUUUAUGAGAAUAGAACUAUGACAGUCUUCAAGUCAAUUAAAAUCCACCCACCAAUCUUAGGCAUCAUAAUGUGCCCCAGGCUUCGUUUUAAUAGUGAUCUUGAUCCUGUUGUGGGGCUAAUACAGGAUCUAUAUUUAAGUUUUAAAAGCAUGUUUACUUUUAAAUUAGCCUUCCAAGAGGAUUUCUUUAAAUGCAUCUGUUACUAAACUCAAAAGGCAGUGAUUGGGAUGAAACAAUUGUACAUAAAUUUUCUUCAGUACUCACAAUAUUUUAAAUUUUAAUUUAUAGGAAAUUUGAGAUGUUUUAUGUUUAUCUUUAAGCAGUUCUAACCAAAUUUGAAUUUACUUCAAGUUUACAAAGCUGGAUACACUUUGUUAUAUGCAAAUUUUCUGUUUUGAAUCUAAGUUAAAAUGUUAUCAGUACUUGCUUUUAUGUGUGCUGCAGGGAUUUGACAGCACAGUGAACAAACAGGCGCAGGGCAUGCUAGGAGCAACUCUCUGAUGCACUUCCUUCUCCUCAAAGCCACAGACGACACCACGAGUGCAGUGCACCAACUCUUACCUUAGUGUGAGGGAGAGACCGUUUCCCUUCUUCUGCCUUCACUGAUUGCUGUUAGAAUAUGUGCUCCCAGGAGAAAUGUGUGACCAGUCAGGCAUGGAUUCCUGCUUUACCCUUAGAUUCUAAUGACUGAAGAGGGUAGGAAGUUUGCAAUAAUACCAGUUACUUCAAGUGCAGUUAUAUUAGAAAACAGAUGUUUUAAAAUGCUAAACAGAAUGGUGUGUAAUAUACAGUGUAAAGAGGAAAACUGUGCUUUUAAAGUAUAUACACUUUUAUUUAUCUGCCAGUAGAUAUCACUGUACACAUUGAAGAUUUAUGUAUUAUAGAAUAGAUGCUGGUCAACUCAUAUCAAAGUUUAAAAGUAGUCACUAAAUUUAUAUGCCAGUAAUCACCCAAGUUGAAAUUGAAUUUCCAUUGGCCAAUUACAAUUUGCAUCACUUUAGAGACCUUUUAUUAAUUAUUAUAUGUCAGGAAAUUAUUAUAAAAUAGAAUUAUCUAUGGUAGUGAUGGUCCCUUAACAAACAUAAGCCUUUUGUAUACAAAGACAUUUUGUAUGGUUUAAGUUUUUUCAUUUAGAAUACUGCAAAUCCAUAUGGUUGUAUGCUUAGUGACCUUUUCCCUGAAGAGAAUAUUGAACAAAUCUACCAUUCUUGAACCAUAUGUAUACUUUUCUUAUAAGUAGUUGUUAAGUAAGGAAUCAUAGCUGGGAAAUACUGUGGCUAGUUCUUUCAGAUACUGUAAAUGUCUUAUAAAAUAUUCUGAAUAGAAUAAUCUCUUUGCAGAAAUAUUAAUACCAUAUUUUCACAUUCUAAUUAUGUUUAUUAUUUAAAAACUUAGAAGUGGCAGAUGAAAAUAUUUAUUGGUGCUAAGACAUAUAGUAGGUUUAAUAUAAGAAACCUUUAUGAAGGUUAGGAAACAUAAAAAUUAGUAUGUUUUAGUAUAGGCCAAGGGGUUGGAUUUUGUGUGAGCUGAUUGACUAAAUUGGCCAAUGACAGUUAAUAAAGGAAGUGGUGUAUAUAUAAUGUCAGGAGAUAGAAGUUGAAUGCCUUCAGCUGUAUAUAUUCAGUUCACUAGACCUGAGCACCCAUAGCAGAGCCAAAUGAAGGCCCAGGACGGAGCUCUGCAGACUGCAUUAGCUUCUGGAGUAGUAGCAGCUCUGACAGGUAAUGGGGAUGAUCACUUCCCCGUGCUGGAGAUGGUGGGCUCGGUCUGCUUACAUUUACCACUUCUGGACACAUGAUCUUCUCUUUCCCUUUACUCUCCCCAGUCCUGACCCCUCUCUGCAGUUUCCUAACUAGUCAUUGUACUUAAUGCACUAGUUUGAUCUACAGAAAUGCUGUUAUUGAUGUAUUUACAUAAGAAUCUAUAUUGCAGUAUAUCUAUAUAUACUUACAUAGUAUUGUCAAAUGUAUAUGUCUAACCCCACAAAGGGGUUUGUAAUCACUAUUUAGAUUCCUAGAGAAAAGCCUGGUGGCCAUUUCCUAGGGAUUAAGCUCCUAUGUUCUUUCUGCGCCCUCUUUUGGCUAAUUGAUGUAUUAGCCUGGCUCUUGAGGCUUUUACUGUCCUGUUAGUGGGUUGUAUGACCAAUCUGUGAACAUGCCAGAGGUAUACACUUAUAGGAACAUAUGUAUAAAAGUGUAAAGUUUUAUAAAAAUUGAAGAUUAAUGUGCUAUUGUGAUGUUCCUUUUAGGUAAUCUGCUUGGCUUCAUGUAUGGAUACUCCUGUGCACUUUUACUGUCAGUCACAAAUUUGGUUAGGAUAAGCUAUUUCAUGUAUUUUACUUUAAACCUUACUUUGGCAACUUAUUUUGUUAGCAUUAUAUAAACUUACUUAAAAUACUAUUUUAUUAUAAAACAAAACAUUUAUUACAGUUGCUGUGUUAUCCAGUAUGUUUUACUGAGUAUGAAAAAAAUUUUUCGAUUCAAUUUUGGGAUGGUCCCCUUCCACACACAUAUAGGCACAAUUGCCUUAAAAUAAUUAGUAAUUGGUUAAUAAUACAUUUUUUCUUUGCUUUUUAAAAAACUCAGUGAGAGAUAACCCUGUAGAUUCAAUAGCCCUCUUAUUUGUCCCUCUGAGUAACCAUGGGAAUAACUACACAUGUAGUGUCUUCAGAAGCAAUGGAGCAAGGAGAGAGCCCUUCAUCUCUACAUUGCAUUGAAGUAUUUAUAAACUUCCUGUUUAAUUUUAGCUAAAUGUGUGUUAAAUGAUAUUUUUACAUUAGCAAAGUUACCUCUUGGGAUUCUGCAGUUAAACUGUUAAGACCAGGCUGCAGAUACUUGGUAAACAAUUAGAGUUGGGCUUGUAAGGUGGUUCCGUACAUAAAGGUAUUUGCUGUGCAGGGAUCCACUUAGGUGAAGAAGGAAAAAAGAACCUGAUUCCAUAGAAUUGUUCACUGACCUCCACAAACAUGCCUUGGCACUCAUGCCCCCUCCCGCAUAAUCCAUCCCUCCAUCCAUUCAUUCAUUCAUUCAUUCAUUGUCUCACACACACCACACACACAAAGUUUUUUGAUAUCUAAUUGAAUAAGCUUGAUGUAGGUAACAAAGAACUGAGUUCAGAAUCUUCUAAACAUUAAACAGUCUACUAGGGAGUCUUUGUUACCAGACUUCCAUUUCAAAUUACUAUGCUAGCUGAUGUUACAUGAAAAUAAAAAUCUAUUUUGUUUUAUAAUUUACAUUUAAAAUGUUUUAGUUAACAUAAAAGCCAUUUAAAAUUGUAGCUAACAUAGUAACCUGUUUUUCAGAAGACAGUUUACUUUUAAUAGUAAUAAAGUAGGGGCUGGUGUGUACCUCAAAAAUAGAGAGCGCAAGAUGCCGAGGAUUUAAUCCUAAGAACCAGGAAAAGACAGGAAGAGGAUAUAGCAACCUAUUGCUUAGCAAUAGCGAUGCAGUAGAUGCAGGAAAACGGAGUUGAACAUCUCGGAACAUUUCAUGAAUGUGUAGAAGUGGUUCUAUGAAGGGUGGUGGCUCAUUUUAGCUAUUCUUAAUGAGACUUCGGGUUAUUUCCAUACAAGUAGCUAACUGUUUUGCUCGAAAGAUAUAUUAAUUCUAAUCAGUAACACAAAGACUCAAAUUAAGGACACCCUUCCAAAUGGGAGAUACAAAUGAAUUUAGUUAUUUAGUUCUUGGGUAGUUUGAAUGUAUUUCUAAAAAAGAAAAAAAUCACAAUUUGUCUUGCAGUGGCUUAAUAUGGCAUUAAUAUUCAUUAGCAUUAUGCUAAUUCUGUCUAGAGUGUCUGUUCUCUGGGUAGUUCUCUUGUGUGACAUGUAUCAGUAAAUAGAUAGCCUAGCUACAAUUCACUAAACUAUAGUACUUCAUUAUAUAAAUUUUGACAUGACCUCUACUAUACAUACAUAUAUUGGGAAUUUAUUGCAAACAUUAUGUAAUUUACUAAUAGGUAAAACAUUAGACUUUUAUCCACCUCUACUAAUGCUUUGAAAAUCACAAAUAUUGGCAAAUGUAGUUAGUAAGUCCUGUAAAUUUAGUGUGUUCUACUUGCUAGCAUUAUUGACCAUGUAAUUAAUGAGUGAGAAUAUGAUUCCGUACUCACAUCUGUUAUUGCCUUCUGUUGCAGGUACCAUGCUCAGAGCUUGCUUACAAAUAAAAAUUUUAGUAUAACUUAUGUUAAGCUGUUCUUAGAUUUUACAAUAUUUUAUAGUAGAACAUGGGAAAGUAUUAGAACCUCUUUACAUGAAUUACUUUAUACCAGUAUUGUCACUGACUAUAUGAACCAAUAUUUAGUAUUUCUGCUACUUUUGUGAUGGUGAUGACUUAGCACCAAGAAGUGACUUUUAUCACUUCUUCCAUUAUCUUUAUGCAUUUUUUUAAACAAAGUUUAUUUUUUAAAAUCCAUUGUGUUAAAACCAACAAUAUUUUAUCAAUUCUUUAGAUGUGGCAAUAUUACCUGCUAGUGAUAAUUUGAAGCAAAUUAUUAUUAUUAUUAUUAUUAUUAUUAUUAUUAUUAUUAUUAUUAUUAUUUGGAGACAGGGUUUUACUGGCUUUGCACUCAGAGUCCUCCUAUCUUUGCCUCCCAUGUUCUGGGAUUCUAGGCAUAUGCUACCAUGCCUGGCUUGGUGAUUAAAAUUCCUAAGUCAUUGCUAAUACUGAUUUUUCAUUAUCAUAUCUUUUACCAUAUGACAGCUUCUCCUCUGUGUCUAUCCUAGAAUGAUGCAAUGAGUAAUGCAUAUCCAACAACUAGAUUAAGAAAGCCGGGGACAUUAGUAAGAUGGAGCGGGGGCUAAGUGGGCAUGAGUGGCCAGCAUCUCAAAAGGGCUGACUAGAGACCAGGCUGGAGCCAGCGCUGUCCUGCCACCUCCUCAUCCCACUGACACGUGUCACUGUAGAGCCCUGUGACACGUGUGUAGAUACCUGCACAGUUGUUCUGGGAAGCUUUUGGUUCGAGCUGUUUGGCCUCCACUUACUGUUCUUUCUCCUUAGCUGGCCAGAUGCUCUUGAGAGAUUGUUUUUAAUUUCAGAUAAUUGUGUAGGAUAAGUUAACUUAAAGCAUUUUUUGUAUGCACAUGUUAAAAAUAACAUGGAAGUGUAGCUGUGAUACAAAGGAGAAAUGAUAGCUUGCCCAGAGUUUGAAAAGAACUGGAACCUGUCUGUGGAGUCUUAUGGCAGUGAAAGAAUACUGAGUCACUAGAGAAAAUCAACAACGAAGGAAGGAAGGAAGGAAGGAAGGAAGGAAGGAAGGAAGGAAGGAAGGAAGGAAGGAAGGAAGGAAAGAAGGGAGGGAAAGAAGGAAGGGACCUAUUGGUGUUUGUGAGACUCGAGGUCAUCGUUUCUGAAGCCCUUUCUGAUUCAUUCCCUCAUGUAUAGGUAGUGCUUCCCAUAGUCGCUCAACUGUGUAAUUAACUAAUUGCACGUAUAAAACAUAGUUUUCAUCUCAAUAGCUUUAUACAGAAAGCUGCAGCCUGAGCCGCUGGAGCCGCAGGCAUGCCUCCUCUGUGCUCUGCUUUCCCGUUUCACUCAGCACAGGGUCUGGUUGUCUGUGUGCUGUCAGUUAGAGGGGAGACAGGUCUGCAUACUCAUAGCUGUGUCCAAGCCAGUGUGCGUGGAUGCUAUUUUAACCUACUCGUGCCUGAAAUUAGUGUUUUACAACCUGAACAAUUAAGACAUCCUGGUGCUAUUCACUUUAGCAUUGAGUUACAUUUUUAAUUCUUGAACCAAAGAGUUAGUUUUCUUUUUGGUUGACUGAGAGCUUCUUACGUCUGUGUCUGCAGACGUGAACAGUCUAUUGACAGCUUACUUUCAGCAGAGUCAAUUGAAAAUGAAUCUUCUUUAGACUUUUUUUUUU